GGCAGCGCCGCCUCUUUUUUCUCUCCUAUAAAUGUACAGCGGAGACACAUCGGCUCCAGACGGCCCGCGCCUGAGUGAAUGGAGCUGGAGAAUGGCAGCAGAAUAACGACUCCUGUCUCAUCUCAUGUUCCUGCACUUCUUUGCUAUUUCCAUACCGAUCAGCAAGACGCGAGCUGACGCUUUCCUAUUUCUUUUUCUUCUUCUUUUUUUAUUUUUUGCAACAUUUACCUUGAAUGAGAAGAUGAAGGCUACCAUUCUGCCUCGGGCCCAGAGGGACUCGUGCAGCUGCGCUGAACUCUCGGCCGAGCCUGAUCUGUGCUGCCUACAGCACGACAUGAACGAUUGCUACAGCCGUCUAAAGCGCCUGGUGCCCACCAUCCCGCAGCACCGGCGCGUGAGCCGCGUGGAGAUCCUGCAGCACGUCAUCGACUACAUCCUGGACCUGCAGCUGGCGCUCGAGCGCACUGAGCACACCGAACACAGCGGGACGUGGCUGCGGAGCUCCAUCCGCACCCCGCUCUCCGUCCUCAACACAGAGCAGAGGACACCAGUUGUCAAUAAGCAGGAGGACACGAUUUUGUGCAGCUAAAAUGCAGCAUAAAGCAGUGGUGUGCAGUGAGCCCAUCCAAAGCCAAGCCAAGCUUUGGCAGCAUAUUCAACACACACCAGGCCCAACGUGGGAUUGCGAAGCAGUUCUGAAACUAAUGGCUUCUAAACCAUAAUUUAUAAACAUUUCAGUGUUAACUGUCAGUGAUGGCUGAGGCAGCCAGUCUUCUUCUCCGUUCACUCUUAUUAUCUGUCAGUGAAGGAAAUGCUGAAUUUGGAUAAUGCUAAAAAAUUUCUCUCUCUCUCUCUCUCUCUCUCUCUCUCUCUCUCUCUCUCUCUCUCUCUCUCUCUCUCUCUCUCUCUCACUCUCUCUCUCUUAUAUCCUUAUUG
Messenger RNA from Tachysurus fulvidraco (yellow catfish), 936 nucleotides. It is a transcript of the gene id4, whose product is annotated as inhibitor of DNA binding 4. The coding region runs from base 125 to 589 and encodes 154 amino acids. Gene Ontology annotation, biological process: circadian regulation of gene expression; cell differentiation; negative regulation of transcription by RNA polymerase II. The transcript has 3 exons. Gene Ontology annotation, cellular component: nucleus; cytoplasm. The record is from RefSeq and is a predicted model, not a curated record. Lineage: Eukaryota; Metazoa; Chordata; Actinopteri; Siluriformes; Bagridae. Gene Ontology annotation, molecular function: protein dimerization activity; transcription regulator activity.